Molecule: messenger RNA, 1960 nt
Organism: Serpula lacrymans var. lacrymans S7.9
Lineage: Eukaryota; Fungi; Basidiomycota; Agaricomycetes; Boletales; Serpulaceae
Exons: 14
Coding region: 471-1805 (444 amino acids)
Cellular component (GO): membrane
Source: RefSeq, a predicted model, not a curated record
UUUUAAACUCACAUGGUAUCGACCAGUUCGAGAACAAGGAAUGGAAAUGGGGUGAGAAUGUGAGGUGUUUGGAUUGUGAGGUAAGCACUGAAGUGAUAGGUGAUCAUCUGAUCGUCUUGUCGUCUUGCGCCUCCUUGCGAUUCAAUGAUGUGGGGUCGUUGUCGUGAAAAUGCUUCGGACGAUCGCCGCCGACCCCGAAUGAAGAAAAACGCUCACGGUAUCGGCGAAAGGCUCACCUACCCAUCGUCAUCAUAUCUUAGCCGUAUGAUUGGCCAAAUGUCGUCCUCCAAUAACAGAGCGGCGAAAUAGCGCAUGACUGUAGUGGGUGAGAGCGUUUUGUUUUUGUGCUUUAUUUCUUGUGUUUUUGUUUGUAAACUUCCUUCUCGUACCUUGUAUCGAUAUCACUUUCGUGUACGGUCGUGCUCCUUUGUGCGUCGGGAUAUCUACGGUUCAGGACAAUCCUUUGCGAGAUGACUUUGAAGAAUGCAUAUGUCGCCCUGGCACAAGACGUCGAUCACAGUCGCGCGCCAGACACCCCUUCAGAGGGAGUGACGUUCAUAUCAGCACCCACGUCUCUAUCACCAACGCCGUCAGACGACGGAUUUGGUAUCAAAGAGCGAUGGCGGACUAUGAGAUCUCGUCUCGCAGACUUUGUCGACAUCAAUGCGGGGAUGUUAUUAAUUAUAUUCGCCCAGCUCUUCUUCUCUUUCAUGAAUGUUGCUGUGAAGGGACUCAAUAGCUUAGACCCACCGGUUCCUGCGUUAGAGUUGAUAGUGGUGCGGAUGGUGAUCACAUUCACUUGCUGUGUACUCUACAUGGUAAUAAUGAAAAUCCCGGACCCUUUUCUUGGUCCAAAGGGUGUUCGAUUGCUUUUGGCCUGCAGAGGCUUUUGCGGCUUCUUCGGGUUGUUUGGGAUGUAUUUCUCCCUCCAAUACUUGUCGCUCGCCGAUGCCACGGUCUUGACAUUCCUGGGACCACUUGCCACCGCCGUAGCAGGAUAUUUUAUACUCAAAGAAAAUUACUCCAAAAAGGAAGCCCUUGCCGGAAUUUGCAGUCUGAUGGGCGUCAUCUUGAUCGCUCGCCCGCCGUUCCUGUUUGGGAAUAUCCAGAGUAUAAACCCUGACAGCGAAGAUGCAGCGGUGAAGGCAACGCCAGCGGAGAGAUUUAAGGCAGUAGGCGUGGCCCUUUUGGGUGUCACCUUUGGAACUGGUGCUUUAAUUUCAAUUCGUGCGAUUGGAAAACGUGCGCAUCCAUUGCAUUCAAUGACCUUCUUUUCGCUCUGGUGCGUUAUCGUAGCGACCGGCGGAAUGAUUGUCGGCGAAGUACCCGUGGUGUAUCCAACUAGAUGGGAGUGGGUGGUGUUGUUGAUUCUGAUAGGGCUUUGUGGCUUUUUUGCGCAGACCCUUGUAACAAUGGGACUCCAGCGCGAAACGGCUGCACGGGGUGCUAUGGGAGUUUAUAUCCAGGUGAUCUUCGCCGGUGUGCUGGAACGAAUCGUCUUUCAUACAGUCCCGACAAUGCUAUCUAUGAUUGGCGCUGGAAUAAUCAUGACUUCCGCUGUAUUCGUCGUCAUGACAAAAAAGAACACACCUGACAAUAAGAGCAGAGGGGUCGUUCUUGAGGACGUCGAAGGCUCAGCUUUGGAAGAGGGAUUGCUGAAUGGGAGACACUCGGAAUCACACGACGAACCGAUGAAGCUCGAGGAUGUGGACGUAAAUAAGGCUUCUGUUGGUGACUCUGACGGCAUAAACGGUACAUGGCCCGAUUCACCUGCCCCUUUUGAAAACAAGGUCCCUCAAGCUUAGACACUUGGACGAGCUGGCCCACUCGUCCAGUUCGUCGAACCUGGUUCCUUCGAUGUAUUGGCAGCUUUCCUCCAUUUUUUCUACUAGAGGACUUCAGGGUUGAUUGAAGAUACGAAGAUGUAUACCUGUGAUGAAAUUGCUCGGUUAACACCAAU